Molecule: messenger RNA, 345 nt
Organism: Penicillium chermesinum
Lineage: Eukaryota; Fungi; Ascomycota; Eurotiomycetes; Eurotiales; Aspergillaceae
Exons: 2
Coding region: 1-345 (114 amino acids)
Source: RefSeq, a predicted model, not a curated record
AUGGCUUUCUGGUCUUCCUGGCAGCAGUGGGAGAAGCUGAGCCUGAUACUGGUCAUGCUCUACGCCUACUGCGUUCUCCUGUACAACAACUGGAGAGUCCGCCGGUAUGCGGUUACCGAAGCCCGCCAAAAAGAGGGCGAGGCAGAGCUGUACCCUAUCCUUACACUGGAUGAUGUUCCAUUUGGGGCAAGAGCCCUCAAACGAGGCGUUCAUGUCGAGGGAAUCUGGGUUGCGAAUUUCGACUCCCGAGCCCCAGCCCAAGUCUACGCCUCCCCAGUACACCCGUUAGGAGCCAAGCUGCGAGUCCGAUGCCGAGCCCGAUUCCGCUUCGAGCAGAAAGCCUAG